Molecule: messenger RNA, 1287 nt
Organism: Miscanthus lutarioriparius
Lineage: Eukaryota; Viridiplantae; Streptophyta; Magnoliopsida; Poales; Poaceae
Source: the annotation of a GenBank genome assembly
AUGACCGUGGACAAGCUCCUCCUCUACGUUGUGUCCGUGCUCUACGACCCCGUCCUCGACUGCGACCCCAUCAACGAGGACAUCGCUGAUAUCUACGCGGCCGACCUCGAGCUGUACGAGGAGACGGCCAUGGCGUGGACCUGGGGGUACUCCUCGACGCCCAUCGUCUCCCACUGCUACCCGGCCAAGAAAGACACGAGCAGGAGCAGGAGCAGGCCGGGCUACCACAACGAUGUGGCUGCUAGGUCUAGGAGUUCUGCCUACAAAGAAAAGAGGAUCGUGGUGCCCGAGCCCCCCAUACAGUGGUAUGGUAUUUGGGGUAUAUUGCGCCGCACACUACAAGAGUACAAGUUGUCGAUAAAUGGAGUCUCUCCUAGGUGUGUAAAAAGUCCUCCAUCUAUAUAUGCCGCCCCCUCCGCCUUCAACUUCAAGCCAUUUCGAGUUAACCAACCCAAGUACACGUUUCACAUUCUGAUCUCUGUUCGUUUGGUGCCUUCGUGGGAGUCUCUAGCUAGGCUCCCCGAUCGUUGCAUCACCGGUCACCGCUCACCGUCCAUGCAGGCAAAGGCCAUGGCUCCCGGUGGCGGUGCUCCCCGUCUCCGGGGAACGACGACCACGGGCGCGCGGCCAGACAAGUCCCGUCUUUGGACGACGCGGCUUCAGAAGGAGCUCGAGGGGCUCUGGGCCGACCCGCCCGAGUGGUGCGUCCCCGGCGCCGACGCGACGGACCUCUUCCACUGGCAGGUCGUCGUCGUCGGCCCCCGAGGAAGCCCCUACGACGGCGGGGUGUUCGCCGUCCGCUUCAAGUUCCCUCGCCACUACCCCUUGAAGCCUCCCAAGGUCACCUUCGCAACCAAGGUACCGGCUCGCUCGCUCCCUGCAGUUCUUCUUCGGUUUUGGUGGGUUCACGCAUGCGUGUCGGCCUUGCGAUUUCAGGUGUACCACCCGAACAUCGAUCCGAGGACCGGACUGGUUUGCCUGGACUUCCUGACUGACAACAAGCACUGGUGGACGCCGGCUUGGACGGUGCACAAGAUUCUCCUGGUCAUAGUCUCGCUUUUGCACGAGCCUGUCAUAGAUGGCCGCGCCAUCAACCCCGACGCCGCGAACCUCUACAAGCGGAAGAGACUCAGGUACGUGGAGAUCGCGAGGGCCAAGACCCUGGAGCACGCCACGGCGUCGGCGUCGGCGUCGGCGUCUUCAGAGAAGGAGCGUCCGCAAUCCCGGGGCGUUUCGCUGUGCCGUCGGCUCAUGACAAGGGUGGCGUUUCUUCAGACUUCAAGAUAG